CUGAGAUUAGACCAAUUACAACUGGCAACCUCAACUCCUCUCGCUAUACGCACAGGCUGCCUUUGACACACGGAUAAGCGGUCUGAACGGCUUUGUGAAGAUGUUUCAUCCAAAGAAAAGUGAUCUUCCAUUGCAUCAGUUCCAUCCCAGAGAACAGCCGAAAUUGAAGAAAUGGCUAAAGAAACCAUUGGUGUAUGCACUGACAGUGAUACUGCUAUGGUGGUUUUUUUGGCCUUCGCACAGUGAGGUACUCCACUAUUCAGACGAGGAGAAGCUACUGAGAGCCAUGGACUUUGAGAGGUUGAGUAAAUAUGACGAGGGAGUGGACAAAUGGUUGAUAGAUCACGAGGGCACUGUGACCCAGGGUACACCGCAGUACACUGAGUAUUUGAAGGAUAAAGAGGCAUUAUACCACUCCACUGUGGAGUAUUGGGAUCUCAAUGACUAUCAAGGACACCCAGACGGUGAAGAACAAGGCGAUUUGAUCCUGCUAUUGAUUCCGCUGCGUAACGCAGAAUCCGUGCUGCCCUUGAUGUUCAAGCACAUGAUGAACUUGACAUAUCCACACUCGUUGAUUGAUGUUGCCUUCUUGGUUAGCGACUGCUCACCAGACGAUCAUACUUUGGAGGCGCUUUUUGACUAUUCAAUUGCUUUGCAACACGGUAAUUUAUCCAAAGUCCUGGACCUAGAGGAUAAGGAGAAAUCUGUAAAGGGAUCUACUGAGCUACACCUCAACUAUAUGAGUCCCGAGUACUUGGAUCAAAGAGAAAAGUCGUUUGCUCCGCCAUUCCACAAAGGUUAUGAUACACCUUUCAGGUCAGUUGAGAUCUUCAAGAAGGACUUUGGACAAGUUAUCGGCCAGGGAUUUACAGAUCGCCACGAUGUGAAAGUACAAGGUAUCAGACGUAAACUCAUGGGAAGAGCACGUAACUGGCUGACGGCAAAUGCCUUGAAGCCUUAUCACUCUUGGGUCUAUUGGCGUGAUGCCGAUGUUGAGCUUAUGCCCGGUGAUAUCAUCCAGAAUUUGAUGAAAUUCGAUUACGACGUUAUAGUACCGAACGUUUGGAGACCUUUACCGGAAUUCUUGGGUAAGGAACAAGCAUAUGAUCUCAAUUCCUGGAUGGAAAGUGAACAAGGUUUAGCAUUGGCCAAGAAGCUGGAAGAAGAUGACGUUAUCGUUGAAGGUUAUGCAGAAUACCCAACAUGGAGAGUACAUCUUGGUUACAUCAGAAAACCAGAUGGAAACCCGGAUGAACUUGUCAACUUGGACGGUGUUGGAGGUGUAUCCAUCUUGGCAAAGGCUAAGAUCUUCAGACAAGGUGUACAAUUUCCAGCUUUUACUUUCCUUAACCAUGCUGAGACAGAGGCCUUUGGAAAGAUGGCGAAGAAGAUGGGCUUCAAAGUUGGUGGAUUACCUCACUACACCAUCUGGCAUAUUUAUGAACCAUCUGAGGAUGAUCUAAAAGAGAUUGCUAAAAAGGAGCGUAAAAAACGGAGAUCCGGGAAACGUGAAUGAUCUAGUUGAACAACGUUAAUAGUAUUCUCAUAUGUUGAUAUUCUUGGAGCACUAUAGAGAAAGAGAUGUGAUUAUAUAUAUGACUACAGUGUGGUGUGAAUAUAAUGGUGUAAGAAUAAAGGAAAUCAACAAAACAUGCAAAUAUACGACUAACGUCUUCUCUAUUUGGAAUGAUGGUAUGAACUUCG
Williopsis jadinii is the source of this 1704-nucleotide messenger RNA. RefSeq names its product Van1p (gene VAN1). The transcript is spliced from 2 exons. The record is from RefSeq and is a predicted model, not a curated record. Gene Ontology annotation, biological process: cell wall mannoprotein biosynthetic process; protein N-linked glycosylation. The coding region runs from base 101 to 1516 and encodes 471 amino acids. Gene Ontology annotation, cellular component: mannan polymerase complex. Lineage: Eukaryota; Fungi; Ascomycota; Saccharomycetes; Phaffomycetales; Wickerhamomycetaceae. Gene Ontology annotation, molecular function: alpha-1,6-mannosyltransferase activity.